This is a messenger RNA of Cornus florida, 2513 nucleotides long. RefSeq names its product cellulose synthase-like protein G1. The record is from RefSeq and is a predicted model, not a curated record. NCBI's taxonomy places the organism in Eukaryota, Viridiplantae, Streptophyta, Magnoliopsida, Cornales, Cornaceae. Gene Ontology annotation, molecular function: mannan synthase activity; cellulose synthase (UDP-forming) activity. The transcript has 8 exons. Bases 1 to 2133 code for a protein of 710 amino acids. Gene Ontology annotation, biological process: plant-type primary cell wall biogenesis; cellulose biosynthetic process. Gene Ontology annotation, cellular component: plasma membrane; trans-Golgi network.
AUGGCCACACUCAAUCUUAACACCUGCACAUUUCAGCAAUCUCGUGCCACCAUUGAUAGAGUUCAUAUGCUCUUUCACUUCAUAGCUAUAGUAACCUUACUUUACCACAGAACCUCACACCUCUUGCAUGGUGACAUACCAGUUCUAGCAUGGGGGCUCAUCACCACCUCCGAAAUCAUUUUGAGCUUGAUAUGGUUACUUGCACAAGCUUUCCGGUGGCGGUGCGUCACUCGGUCCGUCCACCCGGAAAAACUCCCCGGCGAUGUCGAGUUGCCGGGGGUUGAUGUGUUCAUAUGCACCGCUGACCCUAAGAAGGAGCCGACGGUGGAGGUGAUGAGCACGGUUUUGUCGGCCAUGGCACUCGACUACCCAUCGGAGAAGCUGGCCGUGUAUCUUUCCGAUGACGGUGGAUCGUCCUUGACACUGAAUGCUGCUAGAGCAGCAUGUUUGUUUGCUAGGUCUUGGCUUCCAUUUUGUAGAAAAUAUGGAAUCAAGACUAGAUGUCCUGAAGCAUAUUUUUCACCACUUGGUGAUGAUGAUCGUCGUCUUUGGAGCGAUGAAUUCAGGGCAGAUGAAGAACAUGUCAAGUCAACAUACCAAAUGGUCAAGAAAACUGUUGAGAUAGCUAGUGACUUUGGUGGGAUUGAUGGUUUCGAUUUCGUUGUCAACGAUCGACCUUCUCACGUUGAGGUAUUACAUGACAAUAGGAAAGAUGGAGAUAACAAAGAUGAACAAACCAAAAUGCCUCUUCUUGUCUAUUUAUCACGUGAAAAGAGACCAUCUCACCCUCAUCGCUUCAAGGCCGGAGCCCUCAAUGCUCUGCUUCGAGUUUCUGGGAUAAUGAGCAACAACCCCUACUUACUAGUAUUAGACUGUGACAUGUACUGCAAUGACCCAACCUCUGCUCGACAAGCAAUGUGCUUCCAUCUCGACCCUCGCAUGUCUCAAUCUCUGGCUUUUGUACAAUACCCUCAAAUGUUCUACAAUGUUAGCAAGACUGACAUCUAUGAUGGCCAAGCAAGAUCGGCUUACAGGACAAAGUACCAAGGUAUGGAUGGGCUAAGAGGACCAGUGUUUGCUGGUACUGGCUAUUAUUUGAAGAAAAAGGCAUUAUAUGGGAGACCUAAUCAGGAGGAUGAGUCUCUUCUUGAACCAGAGAAGAAUUUUGGUUUGUCCAAAAUUUUCAUUGCUUCACUAAGUGGCAGUGAGGAACAAGACACCAACGGGAAGGGGGUUUUAUCAGAUGUAAUUUUAGAAGAAGCCAAAAGGUUGGCUUCUUGUACCUUUGAGAAAAACACUAAAUGGGGUAAAGAGAUAGGUUACUCUUAUGAUAGUUUGUUGGAGUCUACAUUCACCGGGUACCUUCUGCAUUGCAAAGGAUGGGAGUCUGUGUACCUUUAUCCGAAAAGGCCAAGUUUCUUGGGUUGCACCACUAUUGACAUGAAGGAUGCAGUGGUUCAACUCAUGAAAUGGAGCUCUGGAUUGUUUCAAGUUGGAUUGUCAAGGUUCAGCCCUCUCACUUAUGGUAUGUCAAGGAUGUCCAUUCUUCAAAGCAUGUGCUAUGGAUUCUUCACAUUUUCGCCCCUUUACUCUGUUGCUCUCCUAAUAUACGGCACAGUUCCUCAGUUGUGCCUUUUCAGUGGCAUUCCUUUGUUCCCCAAGGUUACAAACCCAUGGUUUGGGGUGUUUGCAGUUGUGUAUUUAUCAUCCCUUUGUCAACAUUUCAUUGAGGUCCUCUCUACCGGUGGAACAGUUCGGACAUGGUGGAAUGAACAAAGGAUGUGGAUGAUAAGAUUAGUUACAGGCAGCUUAUUUGGAUGCCUGGAUGCUCUAAUGAAGUGGUUAGGAGUAGCGAAAUCUAAUUUCAGGUUGACGAACAAAGCCUUUGACAAAGAAAAUCUUGAGAAAUAUGAGAGAGGCGAAUUCAAUUUCAAAGAGGCUCUGAUGUUCAUGGUCCCCCUGUCAACAUUAGUCAUACUGAACAUCGUGUGCUUGAUUGGAGGAGUGAAAGGGGUGAUUACUGAGAGAAACUUGGGAGAGAUGUUUGGACAGGUUUUCCUUUCCUCCUCCAUUCUAGUCCUCAGUUUUCCCAUACUUGAAGGGCUGAUACCAUUAAAAAGGAAAGGUAAGUGAGCUUUGAGCUCUUGGGAAUGUAUGUUUACUUGUUUUAAGGGCUACAAUCUACGGUUAUGCCACCCACAGAUAAGAGACUACAUCUCUUAGCUAGCUACUGAAAUAUUUGACGAAAAUAAUGCAUGGUUGUACUUGACUGAAAGUCAAUUGAUGUAAUAUGAAGGUUAACUAUUGAUGAAUGGAGUCUUGAUGUAAUAUGAAGUUUAACUAUUGAUGAAUGGAAUCUUGUGGUUAUUUAUAUAUACAUCAUUCACAUUCAAACCUCCUCCCUUUAUUUAUUUACUUUUUUUUAUUUUUUAUUUUUUAUUUUUUUGUCGGCUACGGUGGCAUAAGACUUGUUAAAGUACUCCAUAAUUUAUCACUAAAACAUGCAAUUUUCA